This is a messenger RNA of Sungouiella intermedia, 3600 nucleotides long. The record is from the annotation of a GenBank genome assembly. NCBI's taxonomy places the organism in Eukaryota, Fungi, Ascomycota, Pichiomycetes, Serinales, Metschnikowiaceae.
AUGUCAAGACGUUCGACAUACCAGAAGCUACUACUAAGGGACAUGGCAUCAUUCAAGGGCCCAGACAUUUUGGUCUCCCCAGACACAAUGUCGUGGGCCCAGGCGGAUAACUUGAUAGUUUCCCCAGAAGGCUCAAUUUUAGUACAAGAUGCUGAGGGUCUGCUCUCGUUGCUCCUUCAGAACAUUCAAUCGUGCUAUGUCCAGAUCUAUCUGUCGCUUGUGUCAUCAGGACUGGUGCAUUAUGGCCGUCGGCGGUUUGGGAAAAAGGCCCUGGACUUCGAUUUCCAGCUGCACGAUGAGCCUCCAGUGAUAUUCAUUAGAACAUACGACAAUGACAGGUUGUACAUGAAGAUCUCGACGAAAAACGUGUUUGAAAAGUUGUUGCUGACCCUCAUGGCGUGGCAGAACAUGAAACCCCAAGGGCUAGUCAAGAAAUGGUAUGCACAGAACAAAGUGUUGAAUGCCACCACGUCAUCAUCAGAUCCCCACGAAUUGCUUGUGUGUCGCUUCAAGAUCUAUGGUCCCAUCCCGGCCAAGGCCAAAACGGUCACUUUAGUCAAUGGCCCGAAGCCACCAGUGUGUUUCAGCGAUGAAGUAAAUGGUUUGAAUGGUUCAAGUCCCUUUCUUGGAUCUCAGGAUGGGAAUGUUCCAGAAGGCUGGUUCUACACCAUGGGAGUGUUAAAAUCCAAUGGAAUUCUCAAUUUCAUUACGGAAUUGGAUGGAACCCUUCUAUAUUCUGUCAAUAUCAAGAAAUUGUUGCUGUCUGAGAUCCGGGAGCUUCACAAUUCCAUCUGCGACAACCCCAACAUCUUGUUCAUUGGCCACAUUAAGGAGUUACGAUGGAACAAUGUCAUCAAGCCCACAUCUACGCUCACUCCAGAACUGCUCAAUCUACAAUGCUUGCUCACUAAGGAUGGCCGGCCCAUCGCGAACAAUCUGCGUAUUUUGAUUGAGUUUCCUCUCCAUAUCGACUUAGAAGAUUGGUUUGUGGGAUUGAACUACUUCUGCAAGCGGGAGUACAUUGGCAUUUACGAUGAGAACUCUGUGUUGGUUGCUCCAAGUAACAAACGCUUUGUAGAUCUCGAAAGCACUAUCGAUCCAGACUCCAGUGUUGAAGGAAGUUCUAGGGCCAACACCUCUCUGGGAAGCACAGGAAUGGCCACGCUAGCAGACCACAAGCCGAUUGCAUCGUUGCAGAGCACAUCUCCAGACCUCGAACAAUAUACUAGGGACCAUUUCCGGGUAUCCAAGAAGGUGAUGCUAGACAUCAUUGAGGCCAAGUUCGAUAACGUAGAGUCCGCAAUCAAACUGAAGAGCAAGGUAUAUGCUGAAGUGGUUAUGUGGGGAUAUCCGUGGGCUCGGACGGCUCUUGUUGCACAUUCUGCUAAUCCGUUCUGGAAGGAGGAAUUCUCAACCGAUUUGCCCAUUCUGACCCAGAUGAUUCACAUCGUCAUCAAGAAGACUGCAGACCAUGCCCACUCCACCAAUGACAGAAUCGUUGGUACGGUUUUCUUGACCCCAGACAUCCUCGCCCAGCAACUUAAACGGACCUCAACCAUGUCGGUGGGAAUGCCCGGAGGUGAAGGUAUCUCACUUCCGGGUCUGGUGUCUAUUACACAAGGCUUGAACGCGGCAGCUGCUGCUGCAGUUGCUGCUCACAAUAACAAUAUUGUGAGACUUUCCAUCUACGACUCGAAUAACCUGGUGGUCGGUAAAUUGUUGUUGACAGUGGACUUGAAAGAGUACUUAAUUCCUGCUCCUCAAGAUUUCCGUAUUCUUGAAAAUAUGCUCUUGAACUGUCCCAUGAAGGAACUUAUUGAAUUUUGUAAUUCGACUGUUACAACCUCUGAGUUUGAGAACGUAAGUUUCAUUCUUCUAGAUAUUUUUCAGAGUCUCGCAGUUGAAGAUAAGUGGUUCAAAACAUUAAUGGAGGUGGAGUUGGUAAUGGUGGAUAAAGUUACAAGAAAAAAUUACGGCAAGAAAAACGGCGGUGCCACGUCGUCCAGCAACAUGUUCAAUACGUUGUUUCGUGGAAAUUCCAUCUUCACCAAAUCGUUGGAAAAGUACAUUCUUCGUAUUGGCCAGGAGUACUUGGAAAAAGUGUUUGGAGAUUUCUUUGAGAAGAUUGCUGUGCAAAAAAAGAACUGUGAAAUCGAUCCCAGAUACGUUCGCCAGCAGGAGAAGGCGGCCAGAAAAGGCAGACCAAUCGAUGCAGCAGGCACAACAAGCUCCGAGGAGGAUGAAGAAAGUGAUCUUGACUCGGAUGAAGAGGAGGAGCGUGAGGAGAGAAUCAAGCAGGUGGUGGAAGAAAACUUCCAGAAUCUUUACGGCUAUACUGAAGAAAUCUGGCAGAAAAUCUACGCCACAUCCAAUGACUUGCCUCUGCAAAUCAAGAAUCAAUUGAAAAACUUCAGAAACAAGGUGGAUUUGGCGUGUGAUCCCGAUGAUAAGGUCACGGCAUUGAACUGCUUGAGUGCAUUUAUCUUCUUGAGAUUUUUCUGUCCGGCCAUUUUGAAUCCCAAGUUGUUUUACUUGACCAAAACACACCAGACCGGACAGGCACAACGAACCUUGACAUUCAUCGCUAAAAUUUUGUUGAAUCUUGCAAAUAGGCAAGAGUUUAGUGCGCACAAGGAGCCACAUUUGGUGAAGAUGAACGAAUUUUUAAGAAAGCAUGAGUCGGAGGUGUACGACUACUUUGACAAGAUCACGGGCCGAAGAAAUGAUUUCAACGAGAAGGUGCUUAAUUUAUCGCACGAAAUGAAGCGGUUCGACUUAGGGUUGAGCGGAGAUUCAGCAUCUAGUGAGUUGCCAACUACUCCAUACUUAAUUGAUAAGUAUUUGCGGCUAACCGAGUUUAUUCAUCUUCUCCAUUUAAACACACAUGCUCGAAUGCAAUCGCAGUCGUCCAAGUUGGUUUCGUCAGUGUCUUCAGCUAGCAUCAACACCACGCUCACCCUGAGUUCUUCUAUUCCAUAUAAUGGGCCGCAAAGCUCCAGCCACAAACACCUUCUUCCGGAUAGACAGACCAUUGUGGAUAGUUCAGAUGAUAUCCGUAUUAACGAGGAGCGAAACGUCUACCAAAUCGGGUCAUUGGAAUUUGAGAAAUCGGAGUUUUUGGAUUUGGUAGGCGAUAACGAGACCGAGGGCUUCAUCAAGUCACUCUGCCGAAGCAACGAGCAGAUUUUCUCGUUUAUCACGUCCAACAUCACGCUCAAGGAUCUUCAGAAGCAAAGCACCAAUCUUGUUAACAACAUCAACGAGCUCUCUCUGCAACUCCAACGACCAGAGCAGUGUCGGAAUCUUCAGGGCGAUUCCAAGCUCUGGGAAGCAUUUGUCACUAAUGUUGUGUCGAGGGCUUACCUUGAUACCCUGAAGAAUGCUAUUGUAUUUUACGACAAGCACUUCCAGGACUCUGUUCUGCCCAUGCACAAGCGAAUGAUCGAUAAUGGCCUUUCGUUCUUGAAGUUGAAGUUUCCCCAGGAGUAUCAGGGAGGCGAAACGAUGCUGAUUGUGGAGAGUUUCAGCUCGACGUCAAUAAGCAGUGUGUCCAAAUCGAACACGAAAAACCCAUUCAAGAGAUGGCUCAGGAGAGAUUAA